Colletes gigas is the source of this 3832-nucleotide messenger RNA. It is a transcript of the gene Pgant5, whose product is annotated as polypeptide N-acetylgalactosaminyltransferase 5. NCBI's taxonomy places the organism in Eukaryota, Metazoa, Arthropoda, Insecta, Hymenoptera, Colletidae. The record is from RefSeq and is a predicted model, not a curated record. The transcript is spliced from 9 exons. Gene Ontology annotation, cellular component: Golgi apparatus. Bases 543 to 2351 code for a protein of 602 amino acids.
UGUGUCGACGGGGUUCUCGAUUGUGCGUACAUCGGCGUUCGUAGCUGCUAUCGAUAGGCGGCCACGCACCGCCGUCAGAGAGCGUAGAAAGUGCUACUACGAAUGUCGAACAGGUGUCCCCACUUCGAUGCCCUAACCUCGGCGAUGUUCAGUGGCUCUGCAGUGUCGAAUGCAUACGUAUGUGCUGCGUACGAGAUGUGCACCUGGAGGCGUUCUCGUUACUAGGUCAUAAGAGAAUCGAAACACGUCGGACGCUCGUGGUAAUUACGUCGUGGCCGAGACGGACAAGACAGUUGGCUGAACCGGAGGCUGGCCGAGCGACGAUCGAAAGAGCGCACUCACGACCACGAUAAAACUGGAUACCGAACCUGGGCACAGGUCGUAGUCAUGUGAUUCCCCCGAAAAAAGAAGGCGACCUCUCAUAUUUGGUUGUGAUUAGUCCCCCCUCCCCCGGUUAGGAUCCCCGUCAGGCCUCUCUGCACUUCCGGCUGCGAAGAUCGGGUGAUGAGCUCAGGGUACAAGGUGACAAGCCCCGUCAUAAAAUGUUCCGUUUCAAGAUUCGCAUUCACACGUGCCAAGUGAUACUGCUCACGUCGCUGGUAUGGUUCCUCGUGGACGUGAUGGUGCUGAUGCUCUAUUCGGACUGUAUCGGAGGGUCCGGAUGGGGUUGCACGGAGAACAACAAGCAGCAGACGUUGACGGAGGAGAGCCUGCCGCAUCCGAAAGCGCUGAAGGAGGAACAGGUUCAGCCGACCGGCCAUCAGAGCAAGAAACGUUACAAGCAGUCCGAGCUUCAUUUCUGGAGGCCGGCGAAGGCCGUGCGCGAGCACAAGCGUAGUCCUGGCGAGAUGGGCGCAGCAGUGCACAUUUCGCCGGAGGACGAGGCCAGGCAACAGGAGCUCUUCAAGCUGAAUCAGUUCAAUAUCAUGGCCAGCGACAUGAUAUCCUUGAAUCGGUCCCUGAAAGACAUCAGGCUCGAGGGAUGCAAGACGAAGAAGCACAACAAGUACCUUCCGGACACCAGCAUCGUCGUUGUGUUCCACAACGAGGCUUGGAGCACGUUGCUGAGGACCGUUUGGUCGGUCAUAAACCGAUCGCCCAGAACUUUGCUCAAGGAGAUCAUUCUGGUGGACGACAAAAGCGAACAAGAUCACUUGAAGCAAGACUUGGAGGACUACGUAAAAACGUUACCCGUCCCUACGUAUGUGUAUCGUACCGAGAAAAGAUCGGGCCUAAUAAGAGCCAGACUGCUCGGGGCAAAGCACGUGAAGGGUCAAGUUAUAACGUUCUUGGACGCGCACUGCGAGUGCACCGAAGGCUGGCUGGAACCCCUGCUUUCGAGGAUCGCUGAAGACAGAACCACGGUUGUCUGCCCCAUCAUUGACGUAAUCAGCGACGAUACUUUCGAAUAUAUUCCAGCCAGCGACAUGACAUGGGGUGGUUUCAAUUGGAAACUAAACUUCAGAUGGUACAGAGUAGCUCAAAGAGAAAUGGACAGAAGAUUAGGAGAUAGAACUGCUCCCCUACGAACGCCGACAAUGGCUGGCGGAUUAUUUUCUAUCGAUAAGGACUAUUUUUACGAGUUGGGCGCGUACGACGAAGGCAUGGACAUUUGGGGCGGUGAAAAUCUCGAAAUGAGUUUCCGGAUAUGGAUGUGUGGUGGGACAUUGGAAAUCGCAACGUGCUCGCACGUCGGUCAUGUAUUCCGUAAAUCAACACCAUACACGUUCCCUGGUGGUACGAGCAAGAUAGUGAACCACAACAAUGCGCGACUCGCAGAGGUCUGGUUGGACCAGUGGAAGUACUUCUAUUACAACAUUAAUCCAGGAGCUCGAAAUGUAGCUGUUGGAGAUGUAUCUGAACGAGUUAAACUGCGAGAACGUCUCAAGUGUAAAAGCUUCAGGUGGUAUUUGGAGAACAUUUACCCUGAAUCUCCAAUGCCACUAGAUUAUUACUAUUUGGGAGAUGUACAAAAUGUUGACACGCAAUCUUGUUUAGACACUAUGGGUAGAAGAACAGGAGAAAAUGUUGGAAUUAGCUAUUGUCAUGGAUUGGGUGGUAAUCAGGUAUUUGCUUAUACUAAACGGCAGCAAAUUAUGUCCGAUGAUAUGUGCCUUGAUGCAGCUAGUCCCCAAGAUUUUGUCAAAAUAGUAAGAUGCCAUGGUAUGGGUGGAAAUCAAGCAUGGGUUUAUAAUGAGGAGACAAAGAUGAUCAAACACACUAAUACUGGGCAUUGUUUGUCGAAACCUCGCCCGAACGAUGUAUUACAACCUGUUCUAUUACCAUGCGAAUCUCGUAACAUUGGCCAGAAAUGGAUUAUGCGUAGUAAAUUCAAAUGGCAAGCCAGCUAAUACCAACUAACUUCUAAAUGCAACAACUGUGUGUAACACUUGUUGUCGUAUUUAAUAUACUACAAUCAAGAGCUAACAGUCGAGAGAGACUUCUCUACAUGCAAGAUCAAGACAGAAAAUAGUAUUAUAUUCCAUAAACUCUAGUAUCAUCUUUCGUCGAUCCACUAAAUAUCAACGGUAUCGGCAGUGCGACAAAAAUUGACUUAUACCUUAAAACUGAGAAAUCGAAGUUAAUGCUUUUAGUUAUAUAAGAUUUAUUUACUGUUAAUAGCAGUAUCGUGUAUUUACUGCCAUUUUUCAUGGUAUGCCUUGAUUACUAAUACACAAGAGUGUUGAAGAAAAAAAAAUAUUUCCAACUGUGAGUGAAUGUAUACAAGUGAUACGAAGAGACAUGUAUGUGAACACUUUUUUUUAGUAAACAGUAGAGAGGAAAGCAUAUCAGACCACUGUUAUAAAUAAAUCAUUAUUAAUACAAAAGAAGAGAGACAUAUUUGAUAAUAUGGGAUGAGUGCAAUGCUGGAUGACUGCAAGAUAUAUCAGUGUGGUAAACCACAGAUAUGUUUGUGACAUAAAUGUCACCAUUAUGAUGGAGUGAAUGUUUGAAUGCAAGUGAAAUUAUUGUGACACUACUGGUUACGAUUUAGGACUUAUACUGUACAAGUUUCUAGCAAUUAGGGAAGAGCACUGAAUCUUUUUAUACUGAUAUUUCUAACAGUUCCUUGCUGCAUCUCGUUCGUAUAAUUUAGUUGUUAUUUUCUUCUUAUUUGUUUGGAAGGAGAAAUGUACUUAUACUUGAAUUCGCCAUAGCAAUAUGAGAUUACAUUUACGAAAUAUCGUUUAAGAAUAUGAAGAACUAUCGACUGUUAUUCAAUGUAAUGUUAUAUUUUAAAUACUUUCUUAAAUUCAAGACAGAGUGUCUUCCGUAUAUUCUUAAAACAAAAAUGCAAAAUAUUUUUAUGAUAUUCCUACUAUCUUGCAUAGUUACAAUUCUUAAUGGAUUCAGACUCUUUUUAUCUUCUACGUACUAGAAAUAUGCCGAAAGUUUUAGAGUGCAAUAUACUUGUUGAGUGAGACACAUAGAGAACAGUUUCCUGUAAGUAAUGUAAAAAUGUUGUUAUUAGAUUCUGGCGCCCUUCCCUUAUAUUACAGUAGAUUCGAGUUGAUAAUUUUUUCACAGUCCAAGAAAAAAAAAAGACGAUCGACGAAGUGAAAUACUUUGUCUGGAAAAUGUUGACUGAUAAUUAAACGCAUUUGCAGUUGAGAAAAAGUAUAGCUGAUUCUGUAACUUUCAAUACGAACAUAAAAACUACAUUUAUAAUAUUUAAAGUAUAUUAUACACGAUUCUAAAAUUUCAAUUUAGGACAAUUCUAAUGGCAAAGAAUAUACUCAAUUUUAUGUUACUUGAAGGAAUGGUGAUGGUGCAACAGAUUAUUGUUUACAGCAUAAUUAUAUAUUUAAUUAUUCAUGCAAAGCUAUAGUAU